AUGACAGAAGACGAUAAUGACGAAAAGAACGAUAACACUGAGAAACUAUGCUUUAUGGAAUUUUUGCGUAUCACAGAGCAGCAUGAAACUAAAGAAAUAUUCUCAAAUAAUGCUCAAAAUUCAAGUGAUUUAUCAAAGAAACGAGUGCACGUUGGCAUUUUGAGUAGUUCGAAGUCACUUCCACUAAUAAAACUAAAGAGAAAUGAAAGCAAAAGUAUGAACGACGAAAUAGAUGAUAGCACUCCAUGUACAUUCUAUGAAGCAAUAUCAAAUUCCAAUCAGUCAACUGAUAAAAGUCGAGAACCCAUUGUAUCAGAGCUUGCGGGACCAUCGACAAUAUCCACUUUACCACGCAUUCUUCGAGCUUCAAGACGAUGGGACAAAAAAGCUUGUUAUUCAUUGGAUUCUCCACCAAAACAGAUUUUGGAUGAUAUCAAAACAACCUUUCAUUCUGAUUUAUUACAAAUGCCAACCAUUUGCUCUUCAUUGAUCGAAUCAAAUAAACAUAGUAAAAAGGCUAAUAAUUAUGAAAAUAACGCCGAAAAUAAUUUGAAGCUUAAACGAUAG
Molecule: messenger RNA, 567 nt
Organism: Acanthocheilonema viteae
Lineage: Eukaryota; Metazoa; Nematoda; Chromadorea; Rhabditida; Onchocercidae
Source: the annotation of a GenBank genome assembly